CUAAAAAUAUUGUUAAACAAUCUGAAAACUCGCCAUCAAGCCUCACAAACUCUCUCUCUCUCUCUCUCUGUCUGGGAAACAUUAUCGUUUGUCUCGUAUGACAAAUAAUUCUUCUCAAAUGUGUGGCCAUGGGUUGAAAUCGAGAGAUGGAAGCACAUCCACAUUAAAUAAGCUCAUGAUUCACAUCCAUUUUAACUUCUGUUGUUACUUGUAAAUUGAGGAGUCGAUAAGUAGCGUGCCCACACAUCUCAACGCGAAGCUGCAAUAUUGGAUCAACCAAAUCGUCAUUCUUUAAAACAAACAAUGUCAAAUGUUGCAGCCACACCAUCACUUCCGAUUUUGGUGCAGAAUGCAAAACCCACCUCAGAAAACACUCGCCGUUGUGCAAAUUUUCACCCUACCAUUUGGGGGGAUUAUUUCCUUGACCAUGUUCCUGCCCUUAUGGAAGUGGAUGAAAUAAAGGAGGAGCAUAUUAGAAUAUUAAAAGAAAAAGUAAGAAAGAUGUUAGUUCUAGUAAAUGAUAGGGCCUUAACGCCUAAGGACGCUAACCUGAUUGAUUCAAUCCAACGCUUGGGAUUAUACUAUCAGUUUGAACACGAGAUUGAUGAUGUGUUGCAACAUAUUCACAGAAACUAUGUAGAAAAUGGCAUAAUAACCUUCAAUGGAGAUCUCCAUUCUAUUGCUCUUGUCUUUAGAUUACUGAGGCAACAAGGAUAUAACAUUUCGUCCGAUGUUUAUAAGAAGUUCAAGAAUGAACAAGGAAAAUUCAAUGACAGACUUGUUGCUGAUGUGGAGGGAAUGUUGAGCUUGUACGAAGCUGCCCAUCUCAGGAUUCACGGAGAAGAUAUAUUGGAAGAAGCUCUUGCAUUCACUUCUUCACACCUUGAGCUCAUGAUGACCACCCAAUUGUGUCCCUCUCUUGCCACACGAAUUAAUCAUAGCUUAAAGAGGCCACUUCGCAAGAACCUGCCAAGGCUAGUGGCGAGGCAUUACAUUUCUACUUACGAAAACGACCCUUCUCAUGAUAAAAAUUUGCUAUUACUUGCCAAGUUAGAUUUUAAUAUGCUUCAAAGGCAACAUCACAAGGAAAUUAGCGACAUUACAAAGUGGUGGAAAGAUUUGGAUUUUGCAACAAAAUUGCCUUUUGCACGCGAUAGGAUGGUAGAAGCUUACUUUUGGAUAUUAGGAGUGUAUUUUGAGCCCCAGUACUCCCUUGGUAGAAGGUUAAUGACCAAGGUGAUAUCCGUGACAUCAAUAAUUGAUGAUAUAUACGAUGUUUAUGGUACAUUAGAAGAGCUACAACUUUUCACGGAAGCAAUCAAAAGGUGGGAUAUUAGCUGCAUGGAUUUUUUACCAGAGUACAUGAAAAGUUGUUAUGAAGCUCUCAUGGAUGUAUAUAAGGAAAUUGAGCAAGAAAUGAGCAAAGAAGGAAGAGCAUCUUUCGUGACCUAUGCCAAAAAUGAAAUGAAAAGAUUGGUCGAGGCCUACUUGGCUGAGGCAAUAUGGUUUAAUAGCAAUUAUAUACCAACAAUGGAAGAAUACAUGGAUGUUGCACUAGUGACUUCAGCUUACCGUAUGCUCAUAGCAACAACCUUCCUUGGGAUGGGUAGUAUUGCUACAGAAAAGGCCUUCCAAUGGUUAAUUAAUUACCCUAAAAUUGUGAAGGCUUCAACAAUUAUUUGCAGACUCAUGGAUGAUAUAGUUUCCAAUGAGUUUGAGCAGAAGAGAGGGCAUGUUGCUUCGGCCCUUGAGUGCUACAUGAAGCAACAUAGUGUCACAAAGCAAGAAGCCAAUGAUGAAUUUAAUAGACAAGUGACAAGUGCUUGGAAGGAUAUCAACGAGGAAUGCCUUGACCCUACUGAAGUGCCAAAGCCUCUCCUCAUGCGAGUCCUCAAUUUAUCUCGUGUGAUUGAUGUUCUUUAUAAAGAUGGAGAUUGCUACACCAACUCCAAAGGAUCAACAAAAGAUGACGUUGAAGCCCUCCUCUUGAAUCCAUGGCCAGUAUGAGAAUAAGGGUUUUCCCUUUUGAACUGCCUUAAUACACAAUAUUGCCAUAUAUGUUCACUUUGUUGUAAAAGUAAUAAUAAAAACACAAAUGAUCAAAAGUGUGGUUUCCUAUGACACAAGUUGGAGUUUCUUCGGAACAAAUGUGAGGUAGUUAAAACCAAAUCAAAUUCUAAUUGGAUGAAAUUUCCCAAAACAAAUUAUAAAUCAUGUAAAAGUUUCUUGAUUAUGAAAUUCCAAUUAAAUUAGGAUAAAAUAUGUUGUGAAUACCCAUUUUAAAUAAAUACUUAUUACACUUUCCUUGGAGUUUUAUU
Messenger RNA from Abrus precatorius (Indian licorice), 2318 nucleotides. RefSeq names its product (-)-germacrene D synthase-like. NCBI's taxonomy places the organism in Eukaryota, Viridiplantae, Streptophyta, Magnoliopsida, Fabales, Fabaceae. The transcript is spliced from 7 exons. Gene Ontology annotation, biological process: diterpenoid biosynthetic process. The record is from RefSeq and is a predicted model, not a curated record. Bases 304 to 2007 code for a protein of 567 amino acids. Gene Ontology annotation, molecular function: terpene synthase activity; magnesium ion binding.